CUCACUCACACACAGCCGGUUGUUUUACACCUCUGUUGCACCUCCAGUCCGCUCCUGUGACACACUUUUGUUUACUACGACUUGAAAUGUGACUCUCACCAACACUGGCUUUUCUGCUGCUCUUUGACAAGCGAAGGGAUUCUUUUUAACGCGCACGCUUACAAGGUGUGUUCGGCAAUUUGGAGACAAGCUGUGGAGAGCACCGUUCUGCCAUGAUAGUGGAUUUGUUUGCGCUCCUUGGCGUGCUGGUCUUCACUUGCUCAGGCAUGGAAGAAACCGUGAUGGACACUCGAGUGGCCACAGCUGAACUGGGCUGGACGGCAUAUCCUAACUCUGGGUGGGAGGAGGUCAGUGGCUAUGACGAGAACCUCAACACCAUCAGGACGUACCAGGUGUGCAACGUCUUCGAGCCCAGUCAAAACAACUGGCUCCUCACCACUUUCAUUGAUCGGCGUGGGGCGCAGCGAAUCUACGUGGAGAUCCGCUUCACGGUCCGCGACUGCAGCUCCAUCCCCAACGUGCCGGGCUCCUGCAAGGAGACCUUUAACCUCUACUACUACGAAAGCGAUGCGGUCAUCGCCACUAAAGGCACCGCUUUCUGGAUGGAGGCGCCGUACCUCAAGGUAGACACCAUAGCUGCCGAUGAGAGCUUCUCGCAGGUGGACUUCGGAGGACGCCUCAUGAAGGUCAACACGGAGGUCCGCAGCUUUGGGCCGCUUUCUAAAAAUGGCUUCUACUUGGCCUUCCAGGACUACGGUGCCUGCAUGUCUUUGCUGUCAGUCAGGGUGUUUUAUAAGAAGUGCCCGAGCGUGGUUCAGAACUUUGCGAUUUUUCCAGAGACAAUGACAGGUGCUGAAAGCACUUCCCUUGUUAUUUCAAGGGGGAUUUGCAUUUCGAACUCGGAGGAAGUGGACGUUCCAAUAAAGCUGUACUGUAAUGGAGAUGGGGAAUGGAUGGUUCCAAUUGGCAGCUGCACGUGCAAGGCAGGCUUUGAACCAGACAAUGGCAACGUGUGUCGAGCAUGCCCGCCUGGUACCUUCAAGUCGACUCAGGGUCCUGGUCUUUGUCUUCAGUGUCCUCCGAACAGCCGCUCAACUGCUGAGGCUGCCACCGUCUGUGUCUGUCGCAAUGGAUACUAUCGCGGCGAUGCGGAUCAGCCGGACGAACCCUGCACCAGUGUCCCUUCCAGCCCACGGAAUGUCAUUUCCAUUGUGAAUGAGACCUCUGUGAUACUGGAGUGGCAUUCUCCCAGGGAGACGGGCGGCCGGGACGAUGUCGUUUACAACAUCCUGUGCAAAAAAUGUCAGGCCAACCGCCUUGCCUGCUCCCACUGCGACGACAAUGUGGAAUUUGUCCCUCGUCAGCUGGGUCUGACUGAGACCAGGGUGUUCAUCAGCAACCUUUUGGCGCACACUCUCUACAGCUUUGAGAUACAGGCUGUCAACGGCGUCAGCAAUAAAAGCCCCUAUCCGUCACAGCACGUGUCCAUAGACAUCACCACCAACCAGGCUGCUCCUUCCAUUGUUCCCAUCAUGCACCAGAUCAGCUCCACCAUGAAUAGCUUCACACUGUCAUGGCCGCAACCAGAACAGCCCAAUGGUAUCAUAUUGGAUUAUGAGCUCCGUUACCACGAAAAGGACCAUGCAGAGAUUAACUCCACCAUUCUGCGGAGCCAAACUAACACCGCACGCGUGGACGGCCUGCGCUCAGGCACAGUGUACGUGGUGCAGGUGCGGGCGCGGACUGUGGCUGGUUUUGGCAAAUACAGCAGCAAGAUGUGCUUCCAAACACUCACAGAUGAUGACUUCAAAUCGGAGCUGAGGGAACAACUUCCUCUUAUUGCAGGGUCAGCGGCGGCAGGAGUGGUCUUCAUUGUUUCUCUUGUGGCUAUCUCCAUUGUGUGCAGCAGGAAAAGGGCCUACACUAAAGAGGCCGUCUACAGUGACAAGCUGCAGCAUUAUAGCACAGGAAGAGAACUCUCUUUGCGAGCCGACAUGUCUAACUGCCCCUCCCCACUGGGCUGCCCGACCCACUUCUCAGGCUCCCCCGGGAUGAAGAUCUACAUCGACCCCUUUACAUAUGAGGACCCCAAUGAAGCCGUGCACGAGUUUGCCAAGGAGAUUGAUGUCUCCACUGUUAAAAUCGAGGAGGUCAUCGGUGCAGGUGAGUUUGGGGAGGUAUACAAGGGCCGCCUGAAGCUGCCCAGUAAGAGGGAGAUCUUUGUCGCCAUCAAAACACUGAAGGCCGGCUACGUCGAGAAGCAGAGACGUGACUUCCUGUCCGAGGCGUCCAUCAUGGGUCAGUUUGACCAUCCCAACAUCAUCCGCCUGGAGGGAGUGGUUACCAAAAGCCGUCCUGUCAUGAUUGUCACAGAGUUUAUGGAGAACGGAGCCCUCGACUCGUUCCUAAGGCAAAACGAUGGUCAGUUCACAGUGAUCCAGUUGGUGGGAAUGAUGCGCGGGAUCUCGGCCGGCAUGAAAUAUCUCUCUGAGAUGAACUACGUGCACCGAGACUUGGCCGCACGCAACAUCCUGGUGAACAGCAACCUGGUGUGUAAAGUGUCGGAUUUCGGCCUGUCGCGCUACCUGCAGGAGGACACCUCUGAUCCCAGCUACACCAGUUCUUUGUCAUGGGCUGCAGUUCUGCUCCUGUCACAUCUUCAUUAGUGAGGAGACAAGGCUCCUAUGGGAAGGCUGCUCUCUCGUUGACAUGCCCAGAGUGCACAGAAACCAAAGGGCGCGGCGCCCUCUCCAACUGACAGCUCCCAUCGCUUCCGCCUGCCUGCCUCCCUCCCUCCUUAUCUUUCACUCAUCAUUCAUUAUUUCUGGGGCAUCAUGGGAGGCUUUGGCUCCUCAUUAGCUCCUCCACACUGCAGAUCUGUAAUUAUUAGCAGCCAUCGUUAGUUCAUCGCUUGACUCUCCUCUUCCUAAUUCAAAAACACACUCAUGAACAUGCAACACGCGUCAUUAGGACUCCCAGCACGUCUGAAUUUGCUUAAAUAUGAGGGAGUUUGUGUGUAUUUAUUUGGACAUUCAUCAAGUAUUUAGUCUGCCUUGAUAUUUUAGCGCAAACAAGCUUGUUUGGUUCAUCUAUCAGGUGACUCUGUGCAGCUAUACACUGAGACAGACUUUAUUCGUCAUUCAGAUUUACAUCGCCGAUGCAUAUCAAAAUGAGAUUUUGCUGCAUCUCUCCAGGACCCUGCUCUGUGUGGGUGACAGGAGGAAACACUGUGAAGUGCUUAUGGAAAAGUUGCUUGGCGUUACCUGUUUGUUUGUAUGAAUACAUCUCGAUAACUCUCUAGACCCCUAAUGGAAGAUGGAAAAAACUACUUUUUGUAUUCGGGUUAAUAUGGCGGGCGUCUUCUUAUACUGAGCCUGAGCAGCUUUGUAAAUGACCCCGCACUCAUGUAAUUCCUGGACGUGUACUGACCAGGUGCCCGAAUACUUUUGUCCAUAUAGUAUUCGCCAGACGUGUGGACUCGAGUUACGUGACUUGGACUUCAGUCAAACUCGAGGCACAAUUUUGAUGACUUUGCAUCGACUUGACAACAUCAUCAACGGCUUGCAACUCAACUUGGACUUUGACAUAAAUUGACUUGGGACUUGACUCGGACUUUAGUCUUAUGACUCAAACAUACUUUAAAAUCAUUUUCAGUACAUGUGUUGAGCAAAAUGUGUCCCCAUUCAAAGUAUUCAACUAACGUGAUCGGUAAGGACUGGAAUAUUUCAAGCCUAUGACUUCGGAAUUGACUCGGCCUGUCUUGUUGUGACUUGAGACAUGACUCGAGACUUGAGACUUGCGAAACACUGAUUAGCGCCCACCUGUGGUAUUCACUUAGCCCACGUGUGUCAAACUCGCGCCCUGGAGGGCCGAGACGUUGCAGGUUUUCUCUCCAACCAGUUUCUUCAGCAGGUGAUUUAUUUGAUGAGCUCCUUCCCUCAAACUGAAGGUGUUGAUCAUUAAAAUCACCUGCUUUAGUGACUGGCUGGAAAGAAAACCUGCAGUGUAUCGGCCCUCCAUGGCACGAGUGUGACACCCCUGACUUAGCCCUUUAAUUGCCCUCAAUGUGUUUUUUUAUAUUGGUGCAAUAUAGUAAUAUUUAAGUAUUUCAUAAUUCAUUCAGCCCCAAAUGACUUACGCAUGUUUACGUCGCAUGCAAGCAACGUAAAAAGGCCAAUUAUAGUGUGGUGUAUCAUUCCAAUGCCUUUGCAGACCACAUGGCAUGCACCAUAUACAAUACUGUAUAUUCCACUAUACUGUAACUUUUUAACUUUAGUUCACUGAGUCUUAUCAUGCAUUUCACCGCCCUCACCAGUUUCUAAGAAUGUUUUACCUUUUACCUCAAACUGCCUCAGGGACAGGUGAUGCAAAUGAUGCAUUCUUUACGCUCUGAUUAUACCGCAUAUUGGUAGUUCUGUGGUAAUUCUGUAUAUAUUAUGAAAGGACAUGAAUAUUAAUACCUUGUGCAAUGAAAGGGGACCUAUUUUAGGACUUCUCUGUGAUGUAUUUUGACACAUGCAAAAGCACAGAUCAAAAGCAUGCAGGUAAUAGCCUGUGAGUCAGUGCCUGCAGGUACAAAAAGAGAGUUCUUAAAAUAAAGUUAGUAUUUAAAUAAAGGUGAAGACACAGAUAAAUUAUACAGAAGUGUGUGUUUCAUGUCCAGGUAGAAACUACUUUGUUAUUUCUCCAUAGUGCCUUUAAUAUGUGUUUUAAAGACAACAAUAUGCCAGUGUAAUGUAAUGUCAUUUCAAUAAGUGCUUUUUUUUAGACUUCACAUUGCGCUGUGAUGAAAGUUCAUUAGGACUCACUCGGAUCUUCCCUCUAAUGCAGGGGUGUCUGAACUUUUUUCACCAAACAAACAGUAUAUGUCAAGAGAUGCUAGCUAAGCAGAUAAAUAUACAUUUUUCUCAAUUAUUUUUUCAUGUAAAAUUGUAAUGAAUUAAGACAUUUCCUGAUGAUUAAAAAAUACUAUUCUAUACUAUCAUUUUAAAUAUUUUUCAUUAUUAUGUAUUUAAUUUGUUUGUUUGUUUGUUUUUUGGACAAAGUCACCUCAGUUUUUGUAUGCACUGGUUUUUGUGAUUGGCAAAAAUAACAAAUACAUAACAUAAUAAUAAAUAAAUACAAAUGUCACGGUUUUUGGACACUGUCUCGGUUAUCAUAUGGCCAAACAGUGCCCAAACAAAGCAUCCACACGUCGGUCACUCCGUCUCAGUUAGGACACUAUAGACCAUGCAUCCAUCCAUCCAUCCAUCCAUCCAUCCAUCGUCUAUGCCGCUUAUCCUUACUUGGGUUGCCGGGGUGUGCUGGAACCUAUGCCAGCUGAGUUAGGGCGAGAAGCAGGGUACACUCUGGACCGUACUGGUCGCCAGUCAAUCGCAGGGCACAUAUAGACAAGCAACCACUUUGGGCCAGUGGUUCUCAAUUAUUUUUCUGUCAUGAGCCCCAUGGGGGAGGAAUUACUUCUUUUUUUUUAUAUGAAUCGAUAAUAUGAUUGAGAACCUCAUAAUAUGUAUUUAUUUAUCUGUACAAACCACUGUAUGACUUGCUGGUGCCAGCAGUCUGCGUACAAUCACCUGAUCAUACGCUAUGCAGGCAAGUCUUCUAUAAUAGUGAUGUGAAAUGUUCAUUUAUACAUUUUACUAGUCAUUUAUAUGUAUUUAACUUUGUUGUCUGCAUUUAAACUGUAAUUAUUCUCUUAUUCUUUUGUUCAUAUGUCUGAGUGUCUGGAACGGAUUAAAUGGGGGUAAAUGAUUUCCCAUGGAAACCGUUGUAUGUUUUGUUUUUUGGACUUUUUGGGACGUAUUAGUAUCAACAACCAAGGUUCUAAUGAGUUUUGAGUCAUUUAAAGGCAAUUAUAAUUGUAGAUGACGGACAUUUUUAAAACUGUUUUAUUUGCUUGUUGUUUAUUAAUAACAUUUUAAUUGUUUUCGUUUCAGUGUGGCCUAAUUACCUUUUGUAAUAUUGCAAUGCAGAUCAUUUUCGGUGUUUUUUCAACAUCCCGCAGGCCAAAAAAAAAAUGAGCAGCGCAAAUAGCCUCACAGCGGGACUUUGGACACCACCGCCCUAAUGUAUUUAAGGUGAACAUGCAAACACGCUCAAGGAGACAUUUGCGCAUUAAACACAAGGUGCUGCACUGUAAUUAGGCUAUCCACGGUCCCCUUCCCUGAGUGAGCUCCUCAGCUAUGACCUGUCGCAAACCAAUCAGCAAGCCGGGCUGGUGCAGCGGGACAAGGCCGAGAGAAUCCAGGAAAUUAAAUUGCGCUAACAUGCCGUGAUUUACAUUGGCAUCGACCUCCUUCCAACCCCCGGCAAAUUAAUCACCUCAUUCCUCGCUACUGCUUUUCUAAUGUUUCUAUAUGCAGUUGUUGGCACAGCAGUUUACCGUGCCUGUGGUGUGUGUGUGGUGCACAUCAUGGUCGGGACUGAAGACCUGCUGGUGUUAAAUGUGGACAUGGGCUCACUCUGCAGGAUGCUCACAAAGGUGGGAAUUAAUGUGGCUGAUCAAAUAAUGCUUGGACUACACUAGUUUGGCUGAAGUCAUUUGUUUAAGGUCAUGUGAAAUCGUGCGCCACAAUAUGCCGCAUUAUGAAGUGGAUAUGUGUGCGGCUUAUACACCAGUGCGGCUUAUGUGAGAACAAAUCUGGUUUUUCCUCUAAAUUUCAUAGGUGCGGCUUAUACACCGGAAAUUACAGUAAACGUUGAGUUCCUUUCUUGGUUGCUUGGUUUGAAGCACACUUCCUUAGCAAUGUAGAUACUCAGUAGAUUUGCCCUAAGAAAAUAAUAGAAAUAAUCAUCACAUAACAUUUUAUGUUUUAAAGUCAUAUUUCAACAUUCUUCUUACACAAGUGUAAACGUAAGUUAAUCACUGUUAUUGUGAAGGUGAGGUUACAUCACAAAUGUGUCUCACCCAGCUUACUCUUUCUGUGAUAUACUGUAAGUGUAAAAAGAAGUUAACCACUGUUAACAUUAAGACGUUAAAAAAAAAACAAUAACACAAACAACUACUAACUUGAAAGAUGACGUUAGCUGAAGGUGUUUCGUGGCAAAGAUGCGCCGCGGGCAUCUCACUUUUUAUACGUGAGUUAUCACACAAGUGUAAAAAGAAGUUAACCCCCGUUAACAUUGAUGCUUUAAAAGAAUAAUCAUUUAAAGGCGAUACACAUCGCAAAUAAGCGUCACGUGUUUUAUUUUUAAACAUUCUUAAUUGUCACACGAGUGUAGAAAGAAGUUAGCAUUUAAUGUUAUUCAUUUUGAAAUAGUAAGACAAACAACUUGUGUGACAGCAGUGUAAUUUGAAGGGGAUUUACAUCCCAAAUUUGCCAAAACCAUCUUAAAAUAUUUAUUGUCACACAAGUGUCAAAAGUAGUUAACCAGUGUUCCUACGAAGACAAUAAUAACGCUAACAAACGCUAACUCGGGGGUUACGUUCCAAGAACCCCCAACCCCAACCCCUCCACACGAAUGCCGAAAAACUGCAAACUGGCUGCCAAAACUGCCUCUCACAGUUAUUAACAGUUUUGAAACGCAUUUUAACCUCAGUUUUACACAUGAAGACACGAUUGCAACCAUACUGUAUAAAGGAUUGUGCUUACAAAACCUGCUGGAUGCAUAGUUGCAGCACUCUUUUUCCCCCCUGCAGAUAGUGCCAUCAGAGCACACCACUAUCGAGUUGAGUUACCAUUUUUAAAGAAAUAAAUCAUUACAAUUUACAGCGGAGGAAUUAAAUUUGCGACUGCCAAACCGGGAACAGGCAGGGAUCUACUCUAAUUCAAAGGUGGAUUACGCCUCACUUUUUACAUUGUUAAUUGUCACACAAGUGUACAAACAACUUAACCACUUUUAAUAUUAAGACGUAAAAACGAUAUCACUAUCAAGCACUAAGUUGAAUGACAGAGGUGUAAUUCAAAAGUGACGCCCGGCUUAUGAUGACCCCGCUUACAUUCUUCUUCCUCUUGUUGAGGCUGGCCCUCCUUUUGCAAUAACUGCUGCCGAAAAGACCAAGAGAAAGCUGAAUUCACACCCAGAUGUUUUCUGAACUAAGGUGGGCAACGUAUUAUAUUGGUGGUGCUGGUGAUAAUGUUGCUUACAAGACUGGAGGCACAUUCCUUAUGGAAGAUCAUAUGGAUACGUGGUCGUCUGUAUGACCUGUACAUUCCAUCCCCUCCAGGUGUUUUUUUCCCCUGUUAGUGUGCCAGUAUGUGUAUUUGUGUCAUUGAGGCUGAGAGAGGUUGAAAGGCGAGGUCGCACAGAGCCUGCAACAAAGCUCAUCCGUCAAAUCCCCGCUCGACCCGAUCGACAUUCUCUCCGCUGCGCUCCACUGCUUUCACGAUGUGAAAUGUGCUGCUGUUUGCUGUCACUUGGCUGCUUGCUAUUUGCAUCAUUUCUCCCUCUCUCUUGGCUCUGGGUUCCAUGCUGGCUUGUUGAUUUUUUUCUCCUUGCUUAUUAUUUAGGCAGUGCAAGUUAGUGUCCAUGUGACAAGUCAUUUUUGGGUAUCAAUAUGCAAGGUUUAGGCUCAUAACGACAUCAUAAACUAUGUAAAUCAUUAUUGAACAGUUGGACAUGAAUUAAUCUGAUAAGAAACCUAACGAAGUUGUCCUGCUGUUUAUUUAUGUUUUUAUUUUGCGGUUAAAGGUAAAAAAAAUUAUUAUUCCCUUUCUUGUCAGUCACACUCACGCUAAAAUUUGACAAGCCCAGACUCUCCGCAGGCUAUUCCUCCAGUUCAAAAGCUGCCUUUGUUUACACAUGUCGAUGAGGUUAAAAGUAUGCCGUGCGCCAGUGCAACAUAAAUUCAGCGUUAAGUGUCUCCAGCAGGCGUUGCAUGGCCUGAUUAUAAUCAUGUAUUCAAAUCCAAUGGCUUCGCUGUCAUUCCCGUCUGCUGUUAGCACGGGCCGACUCGAAACUACGGCAUUUGUGACCACCAUGGAUGCCAACAUUCAUCUGCCAGUUUAAACGACUGAGCCGAGCACAUGUGGAGAGACGCCCUCCCCCACUCCCAUCCCAACCCCCUAUUACUCCACCACACGCUCCUCAUGAUAAGCAUGACUCACCAGCGCAGUGGCUGAACGUGAUGUGAAUCUGGCCUUUCCACCGCGGUAGACGCUUGAAAGCGCUGCUUCUGGAAACUGAAUUCCUGAAACACAGUAAGAAGUAUUCCGAUCGUGCUUUGGAUUGGAGUUGUCCUGUUUGAUUGCAUUUUGAUUGUUGCGUUGAAUAUGGUUGGUCAGUGGAUAGUUGUACACAAAUGUACAGUGAAGCUAAGUGAAACAAAAAUAAAAGAAAACGUCUCACCUCUUGAAGAUGCCUGGCUGACACGUAACGGACUUUGCAGAGUCAUGUUGUCACCUGGUGGUCUUUUAUAGCUACUGCUGCAAUUAACUGUAUUUAUGCUCUGUAAAGUUCAUGUGUGUAAAUAAUUGGUUCUUUAUUAAUUGAGUUGUUCGUGUUGUGCUGAGCUGUUGCUCUUUUUACUUUUUACACCAUUCAAAAAUGUAAAAACUUCCUGACCAGGCUCUGUGUUAAAUGCUCUUUUUUGUCAUUAUUCAUUCCUGCCUAGUAACUACCACCGUAAAAACAUACAAGGGAAAAAAAUCAGGUCCAUUAAGACUGUGCUCCAGUUUGAUCAAACUAAUUUAUGGGAGUGUAAUCGCCUAUUUUCCACAGGCUGUAAAUGAAUUAUAAGGCCAAGGUCAUUCUGAUAUUAGCACGGAAUAAAUGAAAUAAGGCUGGGUAGCUUACAUUCGGGGGUUAAGGCUGUCCUCGACUAAACAAAGAUCAGUGCUAUGGCGAUCCCGACAAAUAAACGGAUGCCAUGUGCGACUUUUUCCACCUCAAAGAAACAGGCUAAAACACUCAGAUAAACAAAUAAGCACGGUCGGUGUGCGGCAACAGCGCCUUAAUGUAUGAGUGACACGGAACGAAACUGAAACACAGUCACUGUCGGCACACAUGAGAAAAGCGUACAUGAAAUAGGAACAACAUGGCUUGAAAAACAACAACUCGCCAAAACUCUGAGUUAGCAGCCUCAUUUUUUGCACUUCCGGGAUGUAACAUGAAGUUGGCGUAAGAGCCUUGCCUGUUUUAAAUGAUAUGCUGUUGGUUGUUGCACUUUUCAAAAUACUUACACACUUGGGAUGAUUUUUUUUGGUUGCCAAUAUGAGCCAAUAAAUCCGUUGAUGUUGACUUUCUUGGUAGCAUUCAAAGCUAGCGCUCCUUUGCAUUGUACCACUUAAAGAGGGUGAUUUUUAUUAGUACGUGGUAAGUAUAGGUCAUAUGUCAUUUGGAAUUCUUUAUUAACUCAAAUUAGGCUGUUUUUCUUAAUCAAAAUAGGCUAUUUAUAACAAAGCAAAGACAUUCUUUGUAAAAAUGUGUGCCACCCCCAUGUAGUCAGCGAAUGGUGCAAUCUUGACGCAUGGCAUUUUUAUAUGAUUCGACGGCGAGAUAGAUAGUCAGAUCCGACUCCUACGAAUUGAAUCGUAAAAUAGUCGACUAUUCUAAGACACUAUUCUAAGGUUGUCGCUCUUGAUGAUGAUGAUGCUCCAGUUGAAGUCGACGGAGACGAACAUCCAGUUCGUGCUUACACUUAAACACUGAAAAGUCCAUAAUAGAAUGCCCAUAAAGCCGUGCAAUUUCAAGUUCAACCAAAGAUUUCUGGACAAAAAUACAUUAUUAAACCAAAUAUGAGACGGCCCUGUUGACGGCUGAAUGAUGUCAUUGUCUAAUUUGCGUAAUUUGGCCAUGAUGCAAAAGUCCAGCCAGAGUGGAGAUUUUCAAAACCUCUGACUGAGUGUUUAUUCGUUCCUGGGUAAAACUGAGCUUUUAGGUUUAUGUCAUCGGAAAUGUGCGACAUUAUCAAUGUUUUUCAACCUUAUUGAACAACAGAACAUGAAGUUGUUGAUUUACGGGUGUUGGUUUCAUCUCGUGCAGCGGUAUGCGCGUGUGCGUCCCUUGUAAGUUGUAAGAGGCGAUUAAAAUAACUAGGGCUGUCAAAAUGAACUCGCAGAUUAAUCCAUUAUCAUUAUUAAUCUAAAUCUAAAAAAUGUAACGCAAUUUAACACAUGUACAGAAUGAUUCAAAAUCCCUUGCACCUGUUUACGACCUUCUAAAUAUGUUUUUUAAAUUUUACUAGAGCCCUCUAGACACUAACUAACACCCCUAUAGUCACCUUUACACUCAUAUUGCCCAAUAUAGUAGACAUAAGCGAAAAUAAUCCAUUCAAUAUCAAAUAAGACUCGUGCUCAUGUGUGUUGCUGUAAAUGUGUUCAUUGGGGGAGCGGAGUGGCAGGCGGACAGGAAGUCACGUCAGGGGUGAGAAUUCAGUUUUAGGUUGCCGUGGGUUAUGGCCGCAACAGUAGCCCAUGUUUUUAUUAGGAAUUGUUGUGCCAGUUGUGAGAUAAUUCAAACCUGCAAUAAACGCCUGUUGUUUUGGCGAUACAGCCAGGUGUGUGUGUGUUUGUGUAUGUGUGUUUCACCGAACAUUACUGACACCGAGUGACCAGUGGAGAAUACUACAUAUCAUUCACAGUGUCUUGAGUGCGUCUUCUGAAUGCCUUAUAUUUGCAUUUUAGUUAAUUUUGCCAUUUUUAUGCUUAAAAAUGCUUAAUUUAGGCAAAAAAUAAGAUUUGUUUCAAUAUGCAUAUUUUUUUUUACUAAUAGUGGGAUGUAUUUAACCAGAAAACAGCAUGAUUUAUAUAUUUUUAUAUAUAAAAAAUAUAUUUUUGAAAAACAGCAAUGGAGUGAAGCUGCGAAAUUGGAAGUGCAAAGGGACGAGGGACGAUUGUAUAUGCUAUUCAUUUGGUUUGAUGAACACAAACAGCAGAUUCCAAUGUGUUUUGUAAAAGUAAAUGUAAAUAGUGUGGCACCUUGGCCUCAACCAAUUGACGUAUAACGUCUAGAAGCACAAGCCUUUUGUAACCACUUUCAAACUAUACUGUAUAGAAUUUAUUAUGCAGAAAAAUCUAAGCAACUGGACAUUUCUGCUGUGUGACCACCAACAGUAGAGGUCAUCUGGAAGACAUUUUCUCAAGUCCAAAAAUGGCGUUUAUUGGCCUGUCAAUCAUCGAGCAAAAAUUAACCUUGGGAGGCACAGAGCGAAGCACAUAUUUGAAUCUUUUUUUACUUAACAUAGAGGGUCAGAGUGGCUCUGUGCGACCAUUUCAUCUCCCCGCUUUUAUCUUUAUAGGCAAUAAUGGGAAUAAUUGAAGAAUCGAAACACAUUCCCAGACUUGUAUGGCGAUACAUAAAGCGAUUUUACACCGUAUGUAUGUGUUCAAAGACCUGCGUCCAUCUCUUUGCCACACAUUCCCAUUGGUGGCUUCCAAACCAACAUCUCAACAUGCUUCUUCUCUUCUUUUUUUUUUCUUUUUUUACCCCAACCACUCUUUUCUCUUCUUCAUCUUGAUCUCAGUCUUCGUCUCUCUGCCUCUUUGGGCAGGCAUCCAGGAGGCUGCUCACAGGAUUUCAUUAAAAAGAUGUUGAUGGAGCUCUCUCCCCGGGCUAAUAAAUGUGCUCCAGUCCAUUUGAGUGAGCAUUGUUAGGAAAUGGAUUACUGGAUUGGAGGAGUAAAGGAAAUAGGAGUGCAAAGUGAGAGAGAUUAGUUAUGAACAAUGCAGAAUUCAGGGGUGCUCUUUUUGAACGUUUUUUGGUAUUUGCUGCGCGUUAGCCAUGGAUUUAUGGUUUGUUGAACUUCAGCUGCUGUAUUGACUUUGACAUAUGUGCCACUGCCAUUUUACAUGACAAUACAUUAUUCAAGAUGUACCAGCAAAAUGUGUCUCAUUUUCGUCCUAAUCUUGUCACUUAGGUGUCACAAACUGUAUUGCAGCCUUUUAUUUUAUCAUUAUUUCAUGCACUUGGGGAAUUUUGUGUCAUCAUCCUUUUUAGCAAAGGGCUUUAUGUUGUUGUAAAGUCACGUCUUCUAUGUGGUCAUGAGUUUUUGUACAAUGUAUGUCGAUGUGUUUGUCUUCCUUAUAUUGUUCUACCUCUAGUUUUUGCUGUGCUAAAGCAUUUUAACACCAAACUGUGUGGCUGGUUCAGGACAAGUGUGACAGUAUUUGUGUUUGUUUAAACACUCAUUGAUUCUAAAAUAUUAGACGAUAGGGACGGACAUUUAUAGGCAAGCCAAGGCAAGUUUGUUUAUAGAGCACAUUGGUACACAAGGUAAUUCAAAGUGCUUUACAGAAAAGAAGGGUAAAAUCUCUUAAUAAAAUCAUUCCAUAAAAACAUAAAAUCAUUCUAAAAUCAUUACAUAAAAGUCCAUAAAUCAUUCCAUAAAACAAAAAACAAAAGUUCAAAAUGAACAGUGCAGAUGAAAUACUUUCAGUUGUCAAUCUAUACAGUUGAAGAGAAGUGUUUUCAGCCUGGAUUUGAACAUUGCCAAGGUUGAGGAUUGUCGCACACCUUCUGGAAGACUGUUCUAGAUUUUGGCAGCAUAAAACUGAAACGCAUCCUCACCGUGCUUGGUCCUGACUCUGGGCACACGCAGGAGCUCACUUCCUGAGCUUCUCAAAGCCUGAGAUGGUUUAUGUGGCUUUUGGCUUUAUGUGUAUUUUGGUGCAAGACCAUGAAAAGACUUGUACACAGGCAGAGCUGUGUCUUUUCUCUGGUCGACAGGAAGCCAGUGCAGAGACCUGAGUACUGGACUAAUAUGGUCAUAUCUCCUGGUUCUAGUCAGGACUCGAGCAGCAGCAUUCUGGAUGUACAGUUUUACUGCCCGUUUAGAGAGCCUGGUGAGAAGGCCGUUAUAGCAGUCUAGCCUACUGGAGACAAAGGCAUGGAUUAGUCUCUCUAAAUCUGGUUUAGACACUAUUCCCUUGAUUUUGGCAAUGUUUUUAGGUGGUAAAAAGCUGAUGAUGUUAUUGAUUUAAUGUGGCUGUUAAAAUUCAGAUCUGAGUCCAUUAUUACCCCUGGAUUUCUAACCUGAUCACUAAGUUUUAGAGAAAGCAUCUCAAGGUGCCCAUAACACUUCUCUUUGUUUCUGUGGGCCGAAGACAUUGAUUUCAGUUUUGUCUGAGAUUAGCUGGAGAAAGUUGUUUUGCAUCCACACACUGAUCUGUUUGAUGCAAUGACAAAGUAAAUCUGCAGGACCACGUUCACCAGCCGUCGUCUGCAUAGGACACAUUGCAGCCACGUAUUAGCUGGCCUAAAGGAAGCAUUUACAGAUUGAACAAUAGGGGUCCCAGGUUUGACCCCUGGGGAACCCCACAAGUCAUCACCAUUUCCUUUGAGACACAGUUACCAAUUCCAACAAAGUACUUCCUGUCCUCCAGAUAGGACUUGAACCAGUUUAGAGCAGUACCAGAGAUUCCCACCCAGUUUUGUAACUUCUUUAGAAGCUCACAUGGUCAUCUGUGUCAAAGGCAGUCCUUAGGUCUAGCAGAACUAAAAGUGAGACUUUGCCUGCAUCUGUGUUCAGACGGAUAUCAUUUAUCACCUUGAUCAGAGCUACAGUAUCUCUGUGCUGUGGUGGGGCCUACAGCCUGACUGGAAAGUAUCAAACACAUCGUUAGAGAGGAGAAAGUCAGCAAGCUGUUGGUGUACAACCUUUUCUAAGACUUUUGCCAAGAAUGGCAGGUUUGAUAUGGGCCGAUAUUUUUAUUUGGUACUGUGGCAUCAAGACUGCUCCUCUUUGGAAGAAGCUUAAUGACGGUAGUUUUUAGGGCCUUUGGACAUGUCCCAAUCUGCAAUGAGAUGUUAACUAGAUGAGUGAGUUGUGGUAACAAACUGCUCAGCACAGACUUUACAAAUCUAGUAGGUAACUCAUUAAGGCAGCGAAAUUAUGGGCUAAGACAGAUGACUUCAUUGUUUUUUGUUUGUUUAUUAUAGUAUUUUAAAUUGGAUGGGAGAAUCUUUCUCUGGAUGUUUCUCUUUAAACAGUAUCAACAUCAGUUGAGACAGGCUCAACAGCGCCAAGUAGUGCCCUCCAUUUUGCUUGAAUUGCUUCAAGACACGAUUCAUCAACAAUCAAUUCCACACACAAAGGAUUCUUAAGAAUCGUGCAUUCCGCAUUAUUGACUUGUUUCUUUAUUAAUAAACAAGACAGUCCUUCAUUUGGCCCAGCAGGUUUGCAGCAGUAGCGCUAGCUCAUUUCCACAUAUUCCAAUUUAACUGUAUAAAGUGAGAGUAUGUAGGGGCGGUGGUGUGUUGGAUCUCUUACGUUAAGGCAAACAAAAAGCUGGUUGUUUAUGUUUCAGCCAGCCCGCUGUAACGUACCCAAAGCUUUGGGGCUUCGCAGAGAACUCGUGUUUUUCUGUUGACACAAGGUCUGUUUUAAUUCCCAUCAUCACUUUCCCUCCAUCCAACUCAUUCCCUCUGGUAUUACCAUCACUUUCUACUGGGGAAAGAGUAAAAACCCUUUUUUUUAUUAUUUCCCUUUACCUCUUUUCUUGUAUGUGUGAACCGUUCAGCACUUUCUUGUUAUUAAAGCAGGUUUUUUGGCAGCACUAUCACUAGCCCACAGCAGUAAUUACUGAAGGGUUUGCAUUGCUGCCUGGGACUCUUGCCGCCUUGGAAAUGUUAUUACUUGUCAGCCUCUUUGGAGGCAUAUGGGGAGACAUUGUCGGGCCCAUUCCAGCUCGUAUCCCGGCAGGGUCCUGUGAUGUGAAACCUGCUAUUAAUAUGGAGCAAAGACAGGAGCAAGUCAGUAAGCAUACAUCAUUGGAAUUUGAGCAAACCAGUCACAAAAGUUUGUUUUU
Molecule: messenger RNA, 15686 nt
Organism: Dunckerocampus dactyliophorus (ringed pipefish)
Lineage: Eukaryota; Metazoa; Chordata; Actinopteri; Syngnathiformes; Syngnathidae
Product: ephrin type-B receptor 1-B
Exons: 13
Coding region: 213-2666 (817 amino acids)
Biological process (GO): protein phosphorylation; cell surface receptor protein tyrosine kinase signaling pathway; axon guidance
Cellular component (GO): neuron projection; plasma membrane
Molecular function (GO): ATP binding; transmembrane-ephrin receptor activity; protein binding
Source: RefSeq, a predicted model, not a curated record